GCAAGCUUGGCGGAUGUCGGUUGGAAGCUCCUGGAAUUCAAAGCCCGAUCAAAAAGAUCAGAUUCUUAAUUUAACUGAGGCGAUUGGUCUUAACUUCACCUUUUGAGAAUGGCAAGUUCAGUGGUUGAGAUUACCAAGCCUCUUCGGAAACUUCGCAGACAUGGCUCAAUCUAUGAACCCAUAAAGCUGUCCAUUCUCCACCAUGAGGAUGAGCCCAUGAGGGAGAAACUAGAGCGCUACUAUGAUGCUGUAAAGAUGACCAUUCUGAAUUACCAGAGUCCCACCACAGGCCUGUUUCCUGUGAAGACCUGCUCCACCUGUAAGGAUGCCAAGGUCCGGGACUCACUCUAUUGUGCUGCUUGUGCCUGGGCCAUGGCUUUGGCUUACAGACGUAUUGAUGACGACAUGGGGCGGACCCACGAGUUGGAGCACUCUGCCAUCAAGUGCAUGAGAGGGAUCCUGUACUGCUACAUGAGACAGGCUGACAAGGUGGAGCAGUUUAAGCAGGACCCCAGCCCCUCCAAGUGUCUGCACUCGAUGUUCAAUGUGGACACAGGCGAUGAGGUGCACUCCUACAAUGACUACAGCCACCUACAGAUUGAUGCAGUGUCUCUCUUCCUACUGUACUUGGUGGAGAUGAUCUGCUCUGGUCUACAGAUCAUUUACAACACUGACGAGGUAUCUUUCAUCCAGAACCUGGUUUUCUGUGUGGAGAGGGCCUACAGGGUGCCCGACUUUGGCAUGUGGGAGAGAGGCAGCAAGUAUAACAAUGGCAGCACCGAGCUGCACUCCAGCUCUGUGGGCAUGGCCAAAGCAGCUUUGGAGGCCAUCAAUGGAUUCAACCUCUUUGGAAACCAGGGUUGCUCCUGGUCAGUGAUCUUUGUGGACAUCGAUGCCCACAACAGGAACAGGCAGACCUUCUGCUCUUUGCUACCACGAGAGUCUAGAUCCCAUAACACAGAUGCAGCCCUGCUGCCCACCAUCAGCUACCCAGCCUUUGCCGUGGAUGACGAUGCUCUAUACUCCCAGACACUUGACAAGGUUGUCCGCAAGCUGAAGGGCAAGUAUGGCUUCAAGCGCUUCCUCCGCGAUGGCUUCCGCACCGCUAAUGAGGAUAGGAAUCGUCGCCACUACAAACCUGCCGAAAUGAAGCUUUUUGAUGGAAUUGAAUGCGAGUUCCCCAUAUUUUUCAUCUACAUGAUGAUUGACGGAGUCUUCAGAGGAAAUAAGGCUCAGGUCAAAGAAUACCAGGACCUGCUGGAGCCAAUCAUCUUUCAGUCUUUUGAGGACCAUGCAGUGAUUCCUAAGUACUACUAUGUGCCGGCUGACUUCGUGGAGGCGGAGCAGAAGAAGAAUGGAAGCCAGAAGCGUUUCCCUAGUAAUUCAGGCCAUGAUGGGAAUCUCUUUCUGUGGGGCCAGGCCCUCUUUAACAUCGCUAAACUACUGGUUGAUGAGCUGAUCAGCCCUAAGGACAUUGACCCCAUCCAUCGCUACGUGCCUCGUCAGGAUCAAAGAAACGUUAGCAUGCGAUUCUCCAAUCAGGGUCCCAUAGAGAAUGAUGUUGUGAUCCACGUGGCCUUGAUUGCAGAGAGCCAGAGACUGCAGGUUUUCUUGAACACCUAUGGUAUUCAGACCCAGACACCCCGCCAGGUGGAGCCCAUUCAGAUAUGGCCACAGAGAGAGCUGGUCAAGGCAUACCAAUUCUUGGCUAUCAAUAAGAAGCUAGGGUUGAGCGGGCGUCCAAAUAGGCCGGUGGGCUGUAUUGGGGCCUGCAAGAUUUAUCGUAUCCUGGGCAAGACGGUGGUGUGCUACCCAAUAAUAUUUGAUCUAAGUGACUUUUACUUGUCCCAAGAUGUGUUGCUGCUGAUUGAUGACAUCAAGAAUGCCCUGCAGUUCAUCAAGCAAUGUUGGAAGAUGAAGGGACGUCCUCUCUUCCUGGUCCUCAUCCACGAAGACAACAUCAAGGGGAGUCGCUUCAACCCGGUCUUGGACAUGCUGGCAUCAUUUAAGAAAGGCAGCAUCGGAGGGGUCAAGGUUCAUGUUGACAGGCUUCAAACCCUGAUAUCUGGAGCUGUGGUGGAGCAGCUGGACUUCCUGCGUGUCAAUGAGGGAAAGAUCCCAGAGUUUAAGAGCUUUGAAGAGCUCGAGCUUCCCAAACACUCCAAGGUGAAGAGACAGACCAGCACACCUAACGCAUCGGACCUGGAGCAGCAGCCUGAGAUCAAUGUGGAGGAGUGGUUGAACAGACCCACUAAUGAGAUCAUGCAGAAGUUCUAUGACUGUGACUGCUUGGCCAGUCAGGCUCAGCUGGCUGGUGUCCUUCUUAGGAGAGAGGGACCAGACUUUCUUGCCAAGGAUGAGAAUAUGAUGAAGGAGUUGGAGAGACUCUACAGAAGAGCUGGGAGCAGGAAGCUUUGGUCUGUUGUCCGUCUUACCGCCAGUCUCUUAACUAAGCUAGUGGACAGCCUUGCACCCAGUAUAACUAGUGUUUUAGUGCAUGGCAAACAGUUGACCCUGGGUUUAUUCGGGCUUGAGGAGGAGGUGAUCUCCAACCCCUUGUCACCAGGGGAGAUCAAAGCCAUCAUUUACAGCAAGUGCUGCCCUCAAGGUGGUGAGCGGGAGGCCGUGCUCCAGCAGGAGCUGGUCAUUCACAUCGGAUGGAUCAUCUCCAACACCCCUGAACUCUUCAGUGGCAUGCUCAAGAUCCGAGUCGGGUGGAUUGUCCAGGCCAUGAAAAAUGAGCUGAAGAUCAGAGCAGGAGACAUGCCGCCCCAGGACAUCUAUCAGCUGUCCCCCAGUGAUGUCAAACAGCUGUUGUUAGAUGUCCUACAACCACAGAACACUAGCAGGUCUUGGCUGAACAGACGUCAAAUUGACGGCUCACUGAACAGGACCCCCCUCGGCUUUUAUGACCGUGUCUGGCAGAUCCUAGAAAGGACUCACAAUGGAAUUGUGGUGGCGGAAAGUCACCUGCCGCAGCAACCUACCCUAUCGGACAUGACCAUGUAUGAGAUGAACUUCUCCCUGCUGGUGGAGGACACUUUGAAGAACAUUGUCCAGCCAGAGUACAGGCAGAUCAUAGUGGAGCUGCUGAUGGUGGUGUCUGUAGUGCUGGAGAGAAACCCUGAGCUGGAGUUCAAUGAGAAGGUGAACCUGGACAGUCUGGUGAAGGAAGCCUUCAAUGACUUUCAGAGGGAUUGCAGUCGUUUCAAAGGCAUUGAGAAACAGGAUGACAUGGAAGCAUUCUUCAACACCCCGCCAAUGGGGCAACGAGGCACUUCCAGCUACUUGAUGAAAGCUGUCAUGAUCCAGUUACUGCAAGGGGAGGUGAAGCCUUCCAAGGAUGAACCAUGCUCUGUUAGCUAGAUAGAAAACACCCCAUCACCCAUAACCUCAGUCAGCGUCUAAGUUUAGCCUCUAGAAUUCUGUUGUAAGGCAAUCGUUCAGCCCUGCAUGGUCAACCGUUUUUCCAUUAGACAUAAACUGAAAUAACUUUGAGAGCAGCAGUAUCCUUUAACCUUCAAGCUACACUUAUCCCUGCAACUUGUAUAGAACAGAAAUAACCUGAUACACAUUGGUGAAAAGGUGUCAGACCGAUGCUUUAGCAACCUCCCAGAUAUGAAUUAUUCUUGUUCUUUGAGCUCAACCCAUCUUAACCACUUUGCUGAUAAUGAAAUAAUGAACCCAUCUUGACCUUGACCCUAAAUAUCAAGAUCACCUGUAACUUUAAAAGCUGUGUCCUGUACUUCUUAUUGCUUGUAGUCCUACCAAUUCCCUGCCACAUAGCAGAUGUGCUAUACAUAGGGAAAAAGUGCACUAGCCAUGUUGGAAGUAGUGGUUUUCAAACCGCAGUGUGGAGACCACCAUCACACAUCAUGUAACACCAGAAAGAGGAAACUCUGAGCAGAAUAUCUUUUUGAGAAUGUUAUUUGAAAAUCACUGCAGUCCUUAUUGUUAACGUUGUGCUACAUCGUAUUUUACCACCGCUGUACUUGUCAGCGUGUAUUUGUUAUACUGUGUUGAGUUUUGCUCAGAAGAGUUCACACGUUUGCAUGGAACAUCUAUGGCAUGAUAGCUGGUCCUGUUUGACAUGGGCAUAGUGUUGGCUUUGUCUGAUUAAGGCCACUAGUUUUUGUCAGAUUUUAAGUAGUUUCUCAGAUGCCUGUUUGCAUAAUCAGUUUGACAUUUUUAGCACUUGAGACCUUGAAAAAAAGAGAAAAAAAGUACUUUUUUGGUAAAAGUUGGCAACAGAAUACUCUGCUGUCAUCCCAUGGUCAAAAUGAUGAAAUAUUCUUGUGGACUUUUUUGAAUGUGUUUAUCUUCAAAUGUGCCUACCUGAAUACAAUCACUUGUCAUAAAUCCA
Lampris incognitus (smalleye Pacific opah) is the source of this 4363-nucleotide messenger RNA. It is a transcript of the gene phkb, whose product is annotated as phosphorylase kinase, beta. The record is from RefSeq and is a predicted model, not a curated record. Gene Ontology annotation, biological process: glycogen metabolic process. Lineage: Eukaryota; Metazoa; Chordata; Actinopteri; Lampriformes; Lampridae. The transcript is spliced from 32 exons. Gene Ontology annotation, cellular component: phosphorylase kinase complex. Gene Ontology annotation, molecular function: calmodulin binding. The coding region runs from base 109 to 3366 and encodes 1085 amino acids.